GCCCCAGUGGGAGGAAUGGGCCGGUGUGGCUCUGCUGUGUGGAGUGGGGAGUGAGGCAGGGGACCGGCAGUGAGGGUGUGGGAGGGCGGCAUCCCAGCCGACAGGGCCUGGUCAUGCCCAGCAGUGCCGAGUCCCAGGGCACCUGCCUGGGCCCAGGCGGCUCCUCUCCCUGAGGCUCCUGCAACGUGACCAGCCAGAGCGCAGGCCUGAGACGGGGCUGGAUAAGGAAAUGAGGAGUAGAAAGCAGAAGUGCACACGGGGACGGGCCCACUGUGAGGGGUUCCGGAACCUGGCCUGCGGGAGACAUCUGUGAGAAAAAUGACCAUGAGGGACGGGGCUGCGUGGCUGCCCUCAGCUCUGCUCCUCCUGCAUGUCCCAGGCUGUUUCUCCCUGAGCGGCCCCAGCACCGCGACGGGCACCGUGGGCGGGUCCCUGAGCCUGCAGUUUCGGUACCAGCGGGAAUUCCAGGCAGAUAGCAAGUACUGGUGCAGAAAGUCACUUACGCCGCUUCGCCUGCUCUGUGACAAGAUCGUGGAGAUCCGCGGGUCACAGCUGGAAGUGCGGAGAGGCCGAGUGUCCAUCAGGGACCAUCCUGCCAGCCUCACCUUCACAGUGACCUUGGAGAACCUCAAAGAGGAGGACGCAGGCACCUACUGGUCUGCGAUUGACCGACCCUGGGACCAGGACACCCACGUGCAGGUUGUGGUGUCCGUGUACCCAGCCCCAACCAAAAGGUCCAGCCCUGAGAGACCCACACUGGGUCGUCCCACCAUCCUGCCAGCGGGCACCUGGCCCACCGCAACCAGACAGGACACCUCGGAUCCCAGCCCACAGUCCCGGCCCCUGCCCAGCAGCAUCCACUUCCUGCUCCUGGUCUUCCUGAAGCUGCCCCUGCUCCUGAGCAUGCUCAGUGCUGUCCUAUGGAUGAACAGGCCUUGGAGAACCUGGGGGAGAAGAGUGGGCCUGAUAAUGAGAACCAGGAGCCCCGAAACCCUCUGAUGCCCUGUCAGGAAA
This is a messenger RNA of Tupaia belangeri chinensis (Chinese tree shrew), 1014 nucleotides long. Its product is annotated as CMRF35-like molecule 6. Gene Ontology annotation, cellular component: plasma membrane. The record is from RefSeq and is a predicted model, not a curated record. NCBI's taxonomy places the organism in Eukaryota, Metazoa, Chordata, Mammalia, Scandentia, Tupaiidae. The transcript has 4 exons. Bases 319 to 999 code for a protein of 226 amino acids. Gene Ontology annotation, molecular function: transmembrane signaling receptor activity.